AUGGAGGCUCCGGAGGGCGUGGUGAAGACAGUUAAGGACUUUGCCAAGGGCAGCUACAGGCUGGUCAAGCGCUGCACCAAGCCCGACCGCAAGGAGUUCAAGAAGGUCACCGGCAUCACGGCCUUGGGCUUCAUCGCCGCGGGCUUCAUCGGCUUCUUUAUCAAGCUCAUUUUCAUUCCCAUCAACCAGAUCAUCGUUGGGGGUUGA
Molecule: messenger RNA, 207 nt
Organism: Monoraphidium neglectum
Lineage: Eukaryota; Viridiplantae; Chlorophyta; Chlorophyceae; Sphaeropleales; Selenastraceae
Exons: 3
Coding region: 1-207 (68 amino acids)
Biological process (GO): post-translational protein targeting to membrane, translocation; protein targeting
Cellular component (GO): Ssh1 translocon complex; membrane
Molecular function (GO): transmembrane protein transporter activity
Source: RefSeq, a predicted model, not a curated record